Messenger RNA from Alternaria alternata, 1195 nucleotides. RefSeq lists its product as hypothetical. The record is from RefSeq and is a predicted model, not a curated record. Lineage: Eukaryota; Fungi; Ascomycota; Dothideomycetes; Pleosporales; Pleosporaceae. The coding region runs from base 276 to 1166 and encodes 296 amino acids. Gene Ontology annotation, molecular function: catalytic activity. The transcript is spliced from 2 exons.
GGAACGACUGUAAAAGUCAUGUUUGUGUUUUCAAUUAUUCAAUAACUGAGCUUAUCUACAUUCCAAAUCCUUUAUGAACCCACUGUCCUCAAGUUCGUUUCCCCCGUGCAAAUAGUCUAUCGGACAGUCAGACCCGCGGAAACCUGUGCCGGGCCGGCAUCCGACACAUCCGGGAACAUGUUCCGAUAAGGUAUCGCAGAGCGUCUCAAGAAAUCAUAAAGUCUCGAUACGUCACGGGUCAUAGUCGAGUGCAUCUUUCCAAACACAAAGUCACAAUGCGGGUCGCGUGGUCCAGACUAAUUCGUUUCGCCGCUACCGACGGCCGCAUCCUUCGCGGCGAGCCCAUCCUCCCAACUCCAGAUUUCGAUCUCGGCAAAACAACCGCAGAAACCAAGCUACAAGCAAAAGUCAUUGUAGGAGACAACAUCUACGAUAAUACGGGUGAAACAAAGGUUUCUGACGAGGUCGUUACGGUCAAGAAGUUACUUGGACCUUUGACGCGAGAUGAUGUCGAUAUUCUGCGUUGCGUAGGCCUUAAUUAUGCGAGACAUAUCAAAGAAGCUGGUCGAACUCCGCCACCAUAUCCUUUCAUCUUCUUCAAGCCCACCACCUGUCUUCACGACCAUGACAAGGACGUCGUCAUCCCCAAGAUUGCUCAAGAUGAUCAAGCGGAUUACGAAGGCGAGCUGGUGAUAAUUAUCGGGAAAGAUGCCAAAGACGUACCGCUUGGAGACGCACUAGACUACGUCGCUGCAUACACGGGUGGCAACGAUGUGUCCGCGAGAAAACUGCAGCGCGACCCGAAACUCGCAGGAGGCAUUCCGCAAUGGGGGUUUUCCAAAGGAUUCGAUACGUUUGCGCCGAUAGGCCCUGCGCUGGUUGCGUCGGAACUGAUUGGUGAUCCGAAGAAGCUGCUGCUCCAAACGAUUGUGGAUGGUGAGGUACGGCAGAACGAGUACGUGGAUGACUUGCUGUUCGAUUGCGCUUAUCUGGUACAUUUUUUGUCCCAAGGGACCACGUUGCGUAGGGGAUCGGUCAUUAUGACGGGAACGCCGGGUGGCGUUGGCGCUGGAUUGAAGCCGCCGAAGUAUCUCGUUCCGGGGACAAUCAUGGAAGUGUCGAUCAGCAAGAUUGGCACACUGCGGAAUGGUGUCAAAUUUGUAUAGAGGCAGCAAGCAAUAGAUAAAGUCAUGGU